Messenger RNA from Blumeria graminis f. sp. triticale, 3693 nucleotides. NCBI's taxonomy places the organism in Eukaryota, Fungi, Ascomycota, Leotiomycetes, Helotiales, Erysiphaceae. The record is from the annotation of a GenBank genome assembly.
AUGGCAGCUUCUAUAACUGGUAAAUUUUCUAUGUCUACGAGAUCACUGGGCGUUGGUCAUCAAUCAGCGGCAGGUCCAAAAUGGCUUAAAAACAAGAUAACUCCCUUUGUCAAAAAGCUCUCACGAGGAGCCUGUAUACACCCGAUUCAUACAGUGGUGAUAGUUGCGCUUUUAGCGAGUACCACAUACAUCAGUCUCCUAGAAAGUAGUCUAUUUAACCGCGUCACAAUAACUGGUCAUGCCGAGACUGACUGGAGAUCACUUCGGCAAGGAGGUAGACAGUUGCAGGUUGGAUCAGAGACUAAUUGGGAAUGGUCCGUAUCGGAUUCCAUCAAAUCUAUUUCACCAGAACAAGACCACCUGGCCCUUAUAACCCUUGUAUUUUCAGACUCUUCAACAACAAGCUCUCCCGGAGAACCUAUAUCAGAUACUGUCCUUCCACAAAAUCUCUCUUACAAGUUGCUUCCUGUUACACCAAAUUCAUUGUUGAUGUCUCAAGACUCAACCCUUUUGUUUACAUUGCCAGAGGCUCAGUUAAAAGAAUUUUUAAUAACCGCCCGUGAGCUACCCAUCGGUCAGUCUUCUCUUAGUGAGAAAAAACUUGACAGCCGACAAGAAUUCGAGUUCGCCCGUGAAAAGAAAAAAUGGAUCAUCAGAGCGGCAAGAGUCUCCCAGUCAAGCACUACUUUAAAAAACUGGGUUAAGACUAGCUGGGUCAUGUUCCUAGAUCUUCUCAAAAAUGCUGAAGCCUUGGAUAUAGUCAUAGUGGUAUUAGGCUAUAUAUCUAUGCAUCUAACAUUUGUUUCAUUGUUUGUAUCAAUGAGAAGAAUGGGCUCAAACUUUUGGCUAUUCUGCACGACAGUCUUAUCUUCAACAUUUGCCUUUCUCUUCGGCCUAAUCGUGACAACAAAAAUGGGGGUACCUAUAAAUAUGAUACUUUUAUCUGAGGGCCUCCCAUUCUUAGUCGUUACUGUUGGUUUCGAGAAAUCGAUUGUAUUGACAAAUUCUGUUCUGUCCGCAGCCCUAAGACUAAGGAAGCCUGACCCAUCGCACUCGUUCAAGAAAGCUAGGAGCGGCGCAAAAACUGGGGUAUCAUCGACCUCAAUACAACGUGCUGUUCAAAUAGCUAUCGAAGAAAAGGGAUAUCAAUUGAUAAGAGACUACGUCAUUGAGAUUUGUAUAUUAACUGCUGGAGCCAUGUCUGGAGUCCAGGGCGGCCUUCAGCAAUUUUGUUUCCUAGCCGCCUGGAUCUUAUUUUUUGACUGUCUCUUGCUUUUUACUUUUUACACUGCUGUACUAAGUAUUAAACUCGAGAUUAAUCAUAUCAAAAGGCACGUAGCCCUACGUCAAGCCCUGGAAGACGAUGGCGUUAGCCAUAGAGUUGCUGAGAACGUCGCACAGAGUUAUGAAUGGCCGAGGCCAGAUAAAGCCGGCGUCAAUGAGACUAAUAUUUUUGGACGUAAGCUACAGGAUAGUAGCGUGCCAAAGUUUAAGGUCCUUAUGGUGACAGGUUUUAUAAUAAUUAACGUACUUAACAUCUGCACAAUCCCCUUUCGAGGCAGUAUCAGCCAUGCCCACUCGUCAGGCUUAGUGGGGCACGCUAACCAGGGAUCAUCCAUUGGAGAUAUCUCAACACCAAUCGAUCCUUUAAAGACCGCCUCGACUGCGCUAGACCUUAUUCUAGAAGCUGCACUAUCUAAUAAGCGUUCAACUGCAAUUGAGAUUUUACCUCCUAUUUACUAUGAGCUUGAAUAUCCCUCUAUUCACUCAGGAGAAUCAUCAGGUGGUAAAAGACACGAAAGAGAAACAGAUAGAAGAAACGACAGCGAAAAUGAGUAUAGCAUGAGCGGUCUUGUAGUUUAUAGUCUUUUUAAAAGUUUGGAAGACCCAAUUCUGUCCAAAUGGAUUAUAGUUGCUCUCGCAAUGAGUGUCCUACUCAAUGGAUAUCUAUUUAACGCUGCAAGGUGGAGUAUUCCACACCCUUUUCAAAGCCACCCUCACAAACCCGUUGAUCCCGUGGAACUUCGACAUGCGGAGCACUUUAAUAAUAGUCAAAAUACACCUUCACACAGCUCACCAAUCACGAAGAUUGACUCAGACGACAGUGCACCGUCGACACCCUCCGAAACUGAUGAGGAUUCCAGAAGUCUUCGAGCAGAAAUACUUGAAUCUGAAGUAAUAAUGCGUUCUCAAGAUGAAAUGGAUCAGAUGCUUAAAGAAAAGCAAGCAACAGAAUUGACUGAUGCUGAAAUUAUCAAACUAUCUUUACAGGGAAAGAUUCCUGGAUACGCCCUAGAGAAGAUAUUGAGAAACACCACCAGAGCCGUCAAGAUCCGAAGGGCGAUAAUCUCACGGACUGCUGCUACCUCUGAAACUACAACAUUACUGGAGCAUUCCAAACUGCCAUACAAAAAUUACGACUGGGAUCGUGUUUUAGGCGCCUGCUGUGAAAAUGUAAUAGGUUAUGUCCCUCUCCCCCUUGGUGUCGCUGGGCCUUUGGUGAUUGAUGGCCAAAGCUACUUCUUACCGAUGGCAACAACUGAGGGCGUUCUAGUUGCAAGUACUAGUCGUGGCGCUAAAGCUAUCAACGCUGGUGGUGGCGCGAUUACUGUUCUUACUGGUGACGGUAUGACACGAGGUCCAUGCGUCUCCUUUGAAACACUCGAACGAGCAGGCGCUGCAAAAGUCUGGCUAGACUCAGAAAUUGGACAAAAGACAAUGACUAAAGCUUUCAAUUCAACCAGCAGAUUUGCGCGGCUGCAGUCGAUCAAAACGGCUCUUGCUGGGACAUAUCUUUAUCCUCGCUUCAAGACAACUACGGGGGACGCCAUGGGAAUGAAUAUGAUUUCUAAGGGCGUUGAACACGCUCUCAAUAUUAUGGCAACAGAAGCAGGUUUUGACGACAUGAGUAUUAUAUCGGUCUCAGGUAACUUUUGCACAGACAAGAAGCCCGCUGCUAUCAACUGGAUUGACGGUCGAGGAAAAAGCGUAGUUGCGGAGGCUAUUAUCCCUGCAGAAACUGUACGAAAUACUCUAAAAACAACCGUUGAAGCCAUGGUAGAGCUUAACGUGGCUAAGAAUCUUGUUGGCAGUGCGAUGGCUGGAAGUAUUGGUGGUUUUAAUGCUCACGCAGCUAAUAUUGUUACUGCGAUCUUUCUAGCUACUGGCCAGGAUCCUGCACAAAAUGUUGAAAGCAGUAAUUGUAUUACAAUGAUGAAGAACCUCCGAGGUAAUCUUCAAAUUAGUGUAUCUAUGCCCUCUAUUGAAGUUGGCACUCUAGGCGGGGGAACAAUUCUCGAACCUCAGGGCGCUAUGUUGGAUCUUCUCGGAGUCCGAGGCUCUCACCCCAAUAAUCCAGGAGAAAAUGCUCGUCGUCUAGCCCGCAUAAUUGCUGCCGCUGUGCUUGCUGGAGAGCUCUCCUUAUGUAGUGCUCUGGCGGCCGGACAUCUUGUCCGCAGUCAUAUGACACACAACCGAAGUGCACCCGUGACUCGAAGUAAUACCCCUGCCCCAUCAACAACAGUAUCAGCAUUAGGAAUGAUGGCCGUAAAGAGAUCUACAGAGAUGAUCAUGAUAAUGGCCUUAUCGGAUUUACUUAGCGAAGAUACCAAAGGGCCUCAAAGGUUGCUCAGAGGAGACAAACUUUCAGCGGCGGAUCUAUUCUUUCACUUCCUGUCUCUGGAACUAAACUGA